Molecule: messenger RNA, 789 nt
Organism: Umbelopsis ramanniana AG
Lineage: Eukaryota; Fungi; Mucoromycota; Umbelopsidomycetes; Umbelopsidales; Umbelopsidaceae
Exons: 5
Coding region: 68-676 (202 amino acids)
Biological process (GO): intracellular protein transport; intra-Golgi vesicle-mediated transport; macroautophagy
Cellular component (GO): endoplasmic reticulum membrane; SNARE complex; late endosome membrane
Molecular function (GO): SNARE binding; SNAP receptor activity
Source: RefSeq, a predicted model, not a curated record
CCCGCCAGCCAAAAAAAAUUCAGCCUGAGCUCGAAGCUUAUGGGUCAUAUUUUUUUAACCUCUCAUUAUGACAUCGUCGAACGAAGGAUCCGAUUUGUUCAUAAGCUAUGAGCAAGACUUUAGCACAAUUUGCGAUACCAUUCGCAGCAAGAUAGAGAAACAGAUACCUAACCAAAGUGGAGAGCAGCGCAAGGCUACCGUACGUGCCGCUGAAAGAGAAAUUGACGAAGCUGAUGAAAUUAUUGCCCAAAUGGAGAUGGAGAUCCUCAAUAUCCCGACCGCCUCUCGCACACGUCUCCAAACCAAGUUGAGACUAUUCAAGUCAGAAUUUGAAAAGACCAAAAGAGAUUUGCGACGUGCAACCGCUCAAAUGCCGUCUUCUUCUAACAGGGAAGAGUUAUUCGGUGGUUUGGAAUCUGGUGAUGGAGAUUUGGAUGCUUCUACUGUUGAUCAACGUUCAAGAUUGCUCACUGGAACUGAUAGAUUGGGUGAAUCUAGCAGAAGAUUGCAAGAUAGUCAUCGAUUGGCGUUGGAGACCGAAAACGUGGGCAUUAAUAUCUUGGGCACAUUGAAGGGUCAGAGAGAGACUAUCCUCCGAUCAAGAGAUACGUUGACGGAAGCUGACUCCCAUAUUGAUAAAGCAAGCAAGACUCUGAAGGGCAUGGCUCGUCGGUAAGUAAACACCGCAGUUGACGAGGUAGUUUAUCAAAGAAUACCCACACGUUGCUAACUUCUUGACGUCAGCAUGGCCACCAACAAAAUGAUUACAGUUGCCAUCAUCCUUGUUCU